This is a messenger RNA of Delphinapterus leucas (beluga whale), 5215 nucleotides long. RefSeq names its product T-box transcription factor 19 (gene TBX19). Gene Ontology annotation, biological process: positive regulation of DNA-templated transcription; heart morphogenesis; cell fate specification. Lineage: Eukaryota; Metazoa; Chordata; Mammalia; Artiodactyla; Monodontidae. Gene Ontology annotation, cellular component: nucleus; chromatin. Gene Ontology annotation, molecular function: DNA-binding transcription factor activity, RNA polymerase II-specific; RNA polymerase II cis-regulatory region sequence-specific DNA binding. The record is from RefSeq and is a predicted model, not a curated record.
AACUUCCAAGUUUUGGCAGUUAUAAAUAAAGCUGCUGUCAACAUGUGUGCAGGAUUUUGUGUGGACAUAAGUUUUCAACUUGUUUGAGUAAAUACCAUGGAGUGUGAUUGUUGGAUCGUGUGGUAAGAGUAUGUUUAGUUUCGUAAGAAACCACCAAACUGUCUUUCGAAGUGGGUGUACCGUUUCGCGUUCCCACCAGUGGUGAGCGAGAAUUCCUAUUGUGCUGCGUCCUUAUCAGCAUUUGGUGUUGUCAGUGUUUGGGGUUUUGGUCAUUCUAAUAGUCACGUAGUGUUAACUCAUUAUUGGUUUAACCUGCAUUUCCCUGAUGACAUAUGAGGUCGAGCAGCAGAGUUCCUUUUUAUCACGUGAGGUAACAUAUUCACAGGUUCUGGGGAUUAGGGCAUGGUCAUCUUAUUUAGACUGUCACAAUCUUCUCAAUAUUAAUUCCGUGAAAAUGAAAAUUUUUCUUUCCCUAACUAAAGCAGUACCUCUGUAAACCCCUCUCCCUGCAUCCUUCCCCAUCUCAGUAAAUGGCCCUCGCAUCUAAUAAUCAUUCACUGCAGACACUCCCUCCCUCCCCCCUCAUCCAGUCCCUCAUGUGCUUCUGCCAUAUCCACUUCUAAGAUGUAUCUAGAGUCCAUCCAAUCAUGUGUCUUUGUGGCCACAGCCACCACCCUAGGCUAAGCCACCACCAUCUCUCGCCUGAACCACCAUAACAGCUCUCUAAUUUUUCUCUUCAACUCUUGCCUUUUACUAUAUUCUCUGUAAAUCAUCCAGAUUAAAAAAAAAACAAAAACCACAAAGCAAAACAUGCCAUCUUCCUACUUUAAUACACACUAAUACAGUAGUUUCCUUUCUCAUAUGGAAUAAAAUCUAAACUCCCUCCUAUAGCUCAUAAGGCCCCUCUUAAAGCACAUCUCACUCUGCUCUCUUCACCACCAUAUUCUUGCCACGCCAGCCCCCCUCAUUUUUCUCUAAAUGGCCCAAGCCAUGCUUCUUGCAUGUGGUUCCUCUGCCUGAACUCUUCCCCCAACUCUUUCCUGACUAAAUCCUUGUCAUCUUUUUGGUCUCAGCUGAAAUGUCUCCUCCUCAGAGAUGACUGUCCAUACAGCCCCACAUUGCUUUGCACCCACUUUUCUCCACCACCUCACCCCUUUACGUAGUCUUCAUAGACUUAUCACUAUUGGUAACUACUCAGCUGUUUACUUUAUGUCUUUCAUCUUCUCUCUCAGGUUGUUAAUUCCACGAAGGCAGGGCCAUUUCUGCUUCAUUCAUCAUUGGAUUCUUCAUUGGUAUUUGGCACUUAGGAGGCACUGAAUGCAUUUUGUAUAUUAUCCUCACCCUGACUUUAUCUUACCUUUUUGCUUUUAUUUUCCUUUUUUAAGGGAAAAUACAUUUUAAAAAAAAAUUUCCUUUGUGGGAGUAUAGUUGACUUACACUGUUGUGUUUGUUUCUGCUGUACAGCAAAGUGAGUCAGUUAUACUGUUUUCCUUUUGUUUGGAUCUUCUAUGGCUUUCUGCUGUAGCAAGAGAAAAACUCACAAAGUCCCAGGAUCUACUCAGAGUUGAGGAGGUAGAGCUAUCUCUGCCCUUCGCCCCUCCCCAGUUGUACUAUGUGUCAUGGGUAAAAGAAAUGUUUUCUACUAGUAUUAUCUCCCAAGGGGAAAGUGGGAUUCACCCCAGAAUGCCAGAUAGGCCAUGGACCAUCUAAGGGGAAAGCCAGAAUGCCUUUCUGGACUUGGGAUUAAAAUUGCUCUGCCUAAUAAUGUAAAAAGCUUAUUUUCACUCACUGGGGGCAGAGUGCUUCCUUAGACUAAUAUGAUGCUAAAUGAUUUUUUUUUUUUCUCCCACUGGCUAGGUUUGGAGAUAAGAAAUACUUAGGCUGUGGAUUCUAGGGAGGAGGAACCAGGUUCAGAGCUUGUCUGCUUGCAGAGGCAAUGAGGACACUUGAGAUGAGCAGGGUGUGAAUGUGUAGGAUUCCUCAGGAGAGCGAUGACCAGUAGGGGAUACCCUGGGAGAAAGAGGUCCUUAGCACUUUUCUCCUGAUCUCUGACCCUUGAGCAGGUGGCACACAGAGUACCUUCCUUCAUUCUGCGACACAGUUGUCGUAUUCCUUGGCACAGUGCCCUUGGCCUUCCAUAUAUGCUAUUCUAUUCAGAGCUAGCGAAUAGCUUAUGGAUUUAGGUUCUCGACUGGGUCAGGAAAGCCUGUAUUGGCAUCAAGUUUGUCGAUCCUCCCCAGGACCUCUUUCCCUAUAGGUGCCACAUGCCAUGAUUUAUACACAAACAUGAUUUGCCUGAUUGUUGCAGUCUGGGCCCAGAACAAUUUUAAUUAACAGGAAAAUGGUCCUCAAUCCACCGAUUAGACCUCUUCAGGUACAGCAAGAUAAAAGCCUGAUAAUUUGGAUGGAGUACUCUUCUUAAAUGUCUACUCUAUACACAGCAGCCAAUGGGAAAGCCAGGCUGUCUCCCACCUGAUCCAAUGAGUAAUUAAGAGAGGGCUUUUUCUUCCCCAUCUCUCCCCUCCCUCCAUCCCCCACCCCAACUAAAGCUUAACAGGUUGGUGUUAUAAUUUGGAGACUUUCAGGGGUGUCAUGCUAGGAGCUUAGGCAAGAGACAGGGCGUCUCUCCCCCAGCUCCCCAGGCAUGUCCAGCUGGAUUUGAAAAGCAGGCAAGUGACAGGAGAAAAGAGGUGGAAGCAGGCAAAGUAGGUAACGUUUCUCAGCAAAGUUUGAGAGGGGCCUGUGGCCAUGAGUGAGCUGGGCACACAGAAGACCAGCGAUGGCACCGUCUCUCGCCUGCUCAAUGUGGUGGAAAGUGAGCUUCAGGCAGGGAGGGAAAAAGGCGACCCUACGGAGAAGCAACUUCAGAUCAUCCUGGAAGAUGCCCCUCUCUGGCAGAGGUUCAAGGAAGUCACUAAUGAAAUGAUCGUGACCAAGAACGGCAGACGGAUGUUCCCGGUCCUAAAGAUUAGUGUCACGGGGCUGGACCCCAAUGCCAUGUACUCGCUCUUGCUGGACUUUGUCCCAACGGACAGUCACCGCUGGAAGUACGUCAAUGGGGAAUGGGUGCCCGCGGGCAAGCCAGAGGUCUCCAGCCACAGCUGUGUCUACAUCCACCCGGACUCCCCCAACUUCGGGGCCCACUGGAUGAAGGCGCCCAUCUCCUUCAGCAAAGUGAAGCUGACCAACAAGCUCAACGGAGGUGGGCAGAUAAUGUUGAAUUCUCUGCAUAAAUAUGAACCCCAGGUUCACAUAGUGCGUGUUGGAGGUGCCCAUCGAAUGGUGAUGAACUGCUCCUUCCCUGAAACCCAGUUCAUAGCUGUGACUGCCUAUCAGAACGAGGAGAUAACAGCUCUCAAAAUCAAGUACAACCCUUUUGCCAAAGCCUUCUUGGAUGCUAAGGAAAGGAACCACCUCAAAGACGUUCCGGAAGCUAUGUCUGAGAGCCAGCAUGUGGCCUAUUCUCACUUGGGAAGCUGGAUCUUCUCCAAUCCGGAUGGAGUAUGCACAGCAGGAAACGCCAAUUACCAGUAUGCUACUCCUUUGGCUCUAUCUGCUCCCCACACCCACCAUGGCUGUGAGCACUAUUCCGGCCUCCAAGGACACCACCGGCAGGCUCCAUACCCUUCUGCGUACAUGCACAGAAACCAUUCUCCCUCAGUGAAUUUGAUAGAAAGCUCCAGCAAUAAUCUGCAAGUUUUCUCUGGAGCUGACAGCUGGACUUCCUUACCCUCCACACCCCAUGCCAGCAUCCUGUCUGUACCUCACACCAGCGGACCGAUCAAUCCAGGGCCUAGCCCCUACCCGUGCCUGUGGACCAUCAGUAACGGUGGCGGGGGCCCUUCCGGGUCGGGCUCAGAGGUGCACGCCGGCUCCCCGGGAGCGUUUCUCCUGGGUAAUCCAGCUGUGACUUCGCCCCUCUCCACCCAGGCUCCUGCUUCGGCUGGUGUGGAGGUUCUGGGGGAGCCUUCGCUGACCAGCAUCGCUGUGUCUACCUGGACAGCAGUGACCUCGCAUCCCUUCUCAGGCUGUGGCAGCCCGGGUCGGGGUGGGCGCCAGUCUCCCUCCUCCCUGGAUAGUUAAGCAGGAUCCUAGGAAAGUUGUCAGCAGAGAACCUGCUAGGUGUAGAGCUCUUAGAAGUCUCACCUACUAAUCCCAGUGAGUCAGACUGCAGAGUCUCCCCACCCAGUGAACGGGGUUAUACCAGAAGCCUACAGGGAGAUGGUUUAGUUUGGAUAAUGCUAAUUUUGUCACCUGCAUCUCUCCACCAUUUUCAUUUUGCGCUCCCAUUUUCUCUGCAACUUAUCCGUGCUAUGCUUAGGCAACAAAAGUUCGCUGAGUAUUUUCCUCGUGCCCUGCCCCUUACUGUCAAGUGAUUCUAGAAGGCUGUCCUUCUUGUUCUGUGGAGGUGAUGCAAGGCUGUUAAGCGAGCUCAAAAUUUACUUAGCCUAAGGCCACUGCUUUGGAGCUUUGUGCAGCCCUGAAAGUAUGUGUGGCCACAGAGCCUCUGCUUUGAGACCAAGAAAGGCCGUAAGUCCAUGGAGUGAAGUUAACAAAAACAGAGCUAAUCACAUAUUACAGCGUAGAGAGUUGAGGAAAUGAGAUCAUGUCACUCCCUGGUUUAGAAACCUUCGAUGGCUCACCAUUGCCUACAGAUUGAAGUCGAUCUCCUCUGCCAUCUGCCCUCAAACCACUUUUCCAGCUUUAGCUACCUGUUUUCCCUUUAGCAUACUAUAUUUCAGUAAAGGCAUACAUUCUGCCCCUGUCUUUUGAACAUUCAGUGUACUCUCCCAGCUCUAUACCUACUCCUGUACCUGAAAUAGCCUUCUCUGUUCAGUCCUACCUGUACGAAUCCUGCCCAUCUCCCAGGGACUGGCCAGAGCACCACCCACUGCAUCAAGCAUCUGAUCUGCUGGGCUCCCUGACUUCCCACUGGUUUUGCCUCUGUUCUAGAGCUCACCUCAAUCUGCCUUGUAUUUUUAGUACCUGUGCGUGUGUCUCUCUCCCACUAGACUGUGAGCCCCUCGAGGGUGAGGCCCAGCCUUCUUGUCUCUGUUCCCCAUAGCAGCAUGUUUCUGUGCCUUGCCUAUAGUAGGUGCCCAAUAAACACUGGUUGAGUUGAGUGCGUGUGAAGUGCAUGUGCUAAAUGGACAGUUGUGGAGCUCACUAGGGGGCAGAGCUCAGAGACACGUGUCCCGAGACAGGGCAGCAGGUC